Messenger RNA from Caenorhabditis bovis, 2658 nucleotides. NCBI's taxonomy places the organism in Eukaryota, Metazoa, Nematoda, Chromadorea, Rhabditida, Rhabditidae. The record is from the annotation of a GenBank genome assembly.
AUGAUCGAUGAACAUAUGACCAUUCGAUUUGAGAUGUUUCUGGAAAGAGUCAACGCGAUAACCGGUGAAAGGGAGUGGGUUGUGGCUGAAGAGAACUAUGACAUGGCACAGGAGCUCGCACGGAGUCGAUUCGCUGACAUGAUCCAUGAUUAUGAUAGGAAUGAGAAUUACAAGCGAGGUCUCGAAACGGUUAUCAGCGAAAAGAAGAAGACGCAGGAAAAAGUGCAUGUGCUAGAUAUUGGUACUGGGACCGGUCUUCUCUCAAUGCUGGCUGUUGAAGCAGGUGCUGACAAAGUAACAGCGCUCGAAGCUUUUGCUCCGAUGGCUGAUUGUGCAAAAAAAAUUAUUGCUCGAAACGGGUUUGACGACAAGAUCACUGUUAUAUCUGAACGGUCAACCGAUGUGACGGAUAUCGGAGGAGAAGCCGCUGAUGUGAUUGUCGCCGAGGUUUUCGAUACCGAAUUAAUCGGCGAAGGCGCUUUGCGAACAUUCAAAGAAGCGCUGCUCAAUUUGGCGAAACCUGGAUGUCGCGUUGUCCCGUCGCGAGGGAAUGUAUACGUGAAUCCGGUUUCGAGUCGAUUUCUCAAAAGUUUCAAUCGGAUUCCAGUGCUGAAUAAUGAAGAUGACAUUCCACUCGGCAAUUGCCCGGGAACGUCGGCAGUAUUUGACGUGCAGUUAUCGGCACUUGAAACAAAAGAUUUUAUCGCUCUAACCGAACCUAUUAUUGCAUUCGAAUUUGAUUUCGAAAAUGCCGACAAAAUAAUUUAUGAGGAAUCAUUUCGCCGAUUAGCAAUCGCAACAGAAAGUGGAACAAUCGAUGCAAUUUUGAUGUGGUGGGACCUCGACAUGGACGGAACAAAUGAGAAUUUCAUCGAUAUGGCGCCGAGAUGGGCGAACCCAAAAUACGCGUUUCGGGACCAUUGGAUGCAGGCGGUUUAUUAUUUACCGCGGAAGUAUGAGCUGGUCAAAGGGGAGCAAUUCGAGCUGAAUUGUAUGCACGAUGAAUUUAGUAUAUGGUUCGAUGUUAAUCAGACUCAGCCGAUCGAACGAAUGUAUUGUUCAUGCACACUGCACAAUAUAACAUGUAGGCAAACAAUUUUCCAUAUAAACGAAAUGCUGAAUGAUAUGAGAUUUGUGAAUCAGGUCAAAAAGCUUUCUGCGCAAAAAUCGGUCGUAACACUUGGAGAAGGCUCAUUCUUACCACUUCUAGUCGCCAAAUUCGCACGCAAAGUAGUAUUAGUCGAAUCGAAUCCACAUUUCCGCGAGAUAUUUACGAAAUACAAAUCAUACUAUAAACUUCAUCAUUUGUCGAUUGUUGAAUCAAUCGAUGAUAUCGCUGACAAGCCGGACGUUGUUCUUGCGGAACCAUUCUACAUGUCCGCGAUGAAUCCGUGGCAGAAUUUGAGAUUUUUGUUCGACGUGCGGAAUAUCAAAGAAAAAUUCGGAGACGACCUGCCCGUUGAACCACACAUAGGAAAACUGAAAGGAAUGUGCGAGAAGUUUGAGGAUCUUCAAUUUAUUGCCGCCGACGUCAACACAAUAUGUGGAUUCGAUCUCUCAUAUUUCGACGAGAUUUCAACAAAAGCUCGGCAAGCUACCGACGCGAUUGUCGAUGAACAACCGUUAUGGGAGUACUUUGGAGUUUCGUGCGACGAUCAAUUCGACAUUCUUAUGUUCAAUGUGCAUUCACCGAUCGCUGAUGCAGUCUGUGAAAUGGAUAUUGAAUUGAAAAAAGCUAAUUGUAUUCCAAUGUGGAUGGAAUGGAAGUUUGGUGAGAUAACUGUGUCAACUGGAGUUACGAACAAAGUUAAUAAAAAUGAGUCGCCAAUUUGGAACAAAGGCUACAAACAAGGAGUCUAUUUCCUCACCUCUGAACAACUGACAAAAAAACCCCAAUCAGAUCAGCAGAAAAAGGAAACUGCCGAAGCUGCAGAAAAAGCGGCGCGAGCGGGUUUCGUCAAUAAAUUGUUUGUCAAAGUUGGCCAGAAGGUCGGAAUUGUCGAAUGGACAAAAUUGGAGCCGCAGUUUGAGAGCAAUCUUAUCAAAUUGAUAACGUAUCAUAAGAUUUUAUAUAAUAUUGUUGAUAUGUGCGAACUUCAAAUUCAAACGGAUCUGAAUGUGCUGAAAAUGCAGAAAAUCGAGCAUCCGAAAGACGAGAGCCCUUGGGAGCUGCUCGGCGGAUGGUUCCAUUAUAUGGCCAUUCAGCAGUUCGACGGAUUCAACGCAAAAAUACUUGACAAAUAUAGCUAUGCGUGCGGCAAAAUUGCAACAAAAGAGCGAAUUGCGCAGCGACGAAGCCGCGGACAAUUGAUUCGUAAAAUGAGAGCCUACACGAGCACCGAAUCCGAGAAACUCAACGAGAACUUUGAGCUUGUCAAGAGUUUAUUGCACGGAAUUGAUGAGACGAGACAUCAUCUGAAAUCGGCGUCGACUAAUAAGGAAGUCAGAGAACGAGGGGAAGCGUAUCGUAAAAUGAUAUUAGCCUUCAAUGAUAAGGCAAAUGAGCUGCAGGGAUGCAUCGACGAAGUGAGCAGUGUUGUGAAGCUCCAUCAAAUGGAAUUUGUCAAAUUUGCCAGAGAAAUGAUGACGCUGAAUAAUGUGAUCGAGUCGAAUUUAAAUGAAACUCGUCUUCGUAUUUUGACUGGCAAUAGAAAAUAA